This is a messenger RNA of Dicentrarchus labrax (European seabass), 3574 nucleotides long. Its product is annotated as histamine H3 receptor. Gene Ontology annotation, cellular component: membrane. Gene Ontology annotation, molecular function: histamine receptor activity. The record is from RefSeq and is a predicted model, not a curated record. The transcript has 4 exons. NCBI's taxonomy places the organism in Eukaryota, Metazoa, Chordata, Actinopteri, Moronidae. Bases 1054 to 2355 code for a protein of 433 amino acids. Gene Ontology annotation, biological process: adenylate cyclase-activating adrenergic receptor signaling pathway.
GGAAAGACACGGUCUGCAUAUUAACCACUCCAGGGUGGCUUGAGGCAGCAGAGGACUGCUUUCUAAAAAUACCCGGGGCUCAUCUGGGCACAGUGCAGUUUCGUUUUCACUGCCACAACCCGACUAUGCGAUAUGAUGACUGGCUCCUCGCUUGCAGACAUCCUUCUGGCUGCAGCUCAGAUCAUUUCAUGUCGGUCUGCUUCAUGCGUCUGGACCACUUCACCUUUUGAUUGUAGACUUCAGCCUUUGAUCAGUUGCUGGGCGGACAAAGAAGCAAAACGUAAAGUCCACAGAAAUCACCCGAGUUAGACCGGAAUUUGUCUUGCCUCCAAAAUAAAAGCGUAAGCAUUUGACGCCUCUUUGUUUCUCACACAACACUCACAUGCGGGGAAUCUUUACUGUAUUUUGCAUUGGUUUUGAUCUGGUAAAAAAACUGGGAUAUUGUUAUAGUCUAAGAUGUAUUUACACAGGCUUGCAGACAUUUGAACUGUCAGUUCAAUUUGGCUGCCCUUUAGGCUACAUGUUGGCUUUGAAUACCAUGUUCUCUGAGGGCAUAUGUUGAGAAAACAGUCAGUGUAAUUUAACACGUUAAAAAAACAUUUUCAAAUGCUGACAGCCUUCUUUGUUCUAAAAAAAACGUUGCAGAAAUGCGUUUAUUUUGAAAAUAUUACCGGAUAUGGUAGUUAUUUUCUACUCUGGUAGUCUUGACGUCGGUAACAAAAGCAUCUGUGCGCUCCGAGGCUCCCGCACAUGAUCCUGCACUGUUAAUAAAGCAACUGAGUAGAGAGAGGAGAGAGCACCCAGAGGAUCUACAAUUAGUAUUACUACUACUACUACUACUACUACUACUAUUAUUAUUAUUGCUAUUAAAAAAUUAAGCUUUCAUUUAAACUUGUGUCUCUCCCAGUCACAGAACUCCUCUGGGGAAAAUGGAAGAUUUGGGGAAAGUAUUUCCAUUUAAUGUCAGGUCUUCAGUCAUGUUUGACUCCUUGGUAAAGUGGAGCGGAACGUUUGGGCGCGUAAUCGGACUUGUUCGUUGUUCCCGUGAGUGAAAUGAAAAAGGUCUGCAAUGAUUUUGGCUUUGAAUUAACUAUGGGUGCGCACAUCCUGGAGUCCAACUCCAGCGGCAACUUGACUCCCGCGGUGUCCGAGGCUGGGACCGUCCUCCCCGGCUACCUGGCGGUGAUCUUAUCGGUCCUCAUGGUGACUCUGGUUGUCGUUGUGGUGGCUGGAAACGCGCUGGUCAUCAUGGCUUUUAUUGUGGAUAAAACCCUGAGAAAUCAAAGCAACUACUUCUUCCUGAACCUUGCUAUAUCUGAUUUUCUCGUGGGUGCCUUCUGCAUCCCGGUGUACAUCCCGUACAACCUGACAGGCCGGUGGAUGCUGGGUAAGGGUCUCUGCAAGGUGUGGCUUGUCAUGGACUACCUGCUCUGCACCGCCUCAGUCUUCAACAUUGUCCUCAUUAGUUAUGACCGCUUCCUGUCAGUCACAAGAGCAGUUAAAUACAGAGCACAGAGAAACAUGACCCGCCAGGCUGUGUUCAAGAUGGUGGCGGUGUGGGUGCUGGCCUUCCUCCUCUACGGCCCCGCCAUUAUCUUCUGGGAGACAGUCGUCGGCCAGAGUGUCGUCCCUGCUCACGAGUGCUAUGCCGAGUUUUAUUUCACCUGGUACUUCCUGCUCAGCGCUUCUACCUUUGAGUUCUUCACCCCGUUUGUGUCUGUGGCUUUCCUCAACCUCAGCAUUUACCUGAACAUCCAUCGCAGGAACAAGAGCGGAAGCGCCUGUGCCGAGGACGACGCCAAGACGCAGAGGAUCAGUAAGAAGCACAGAGACGGAGGAGGCUGGUCUGUGUUUUUUGUGAAGACUCGGAAGGUGUCGUCCAGUGAGCCUACCGCUAUCUCUGCAGUUAUCGAGGACGACGAUGUCCUGUCCCCUUCUUCCAGCGGGGAACCUAAUACCAGUCAGAUAUUCAUGCAGAGGGAGAAGUUCUCUCCUAACAGAAGAAACUCCAGGCUGUUUCAGCACACGGCCUCCUGCAUGGCGCCUGGCCGCAGAACACAGGGAUCGCGUCUUUCACGAGACAAAAAGAUAGCAAAAUCUUUGGCCAUUAUUGUGUGCAUUUUUGGGAUUUGCUGGGCUCCUUACACUCUACUUAUGAUUAUUCGUGCCGCCUGUAGUGGUGCUUGUGUGGCGGACUACUGGUACGAGAUUACAUUCUGGCUUCUGUGGCUGAACUCUGCCAUCAACCCGUUCUUGUACCCUCUGUGCCACAGCAGCUUUCGAAGGGCUUUCUCAAAGAUACUGUGUCCCAAAAGACAUUCAGUCCAGCCUCAGAUUGAGGCUCAGUCUUGUUAGAUGAACUCAAUUGCACUUUCAUGUUUUAUGAAUGCAGUAACUAUUGUUGGUCAAACACUGUAAAAAACUAAAAUCCAUAUACUGUUCUUCCAUCACAGAAAUUCAGUUUUCAAAAAUAAGCAUUAAAGUGAGUUGCGCGAGGAUUGUCACAGCAUAUCUGACAGCAAUACAACAAUUCACCAUACAGUGAUCAUGAAUAAAACUUGCAGUUAUAAUAUCUUUAAUGACAGGGUAAAGCAUGGGGACUUGUAUGGCACCUUUAAAAGACAUAAUUGCCCUUGAUUAAAGCGCUCCAAAGAGCCGAUGUCAGAUUUUUUAAACGGUGUACAUCUUCAUUUCAGAAUGUAUGCUAACCUUCAUAGACAAUCUCGGUAAGUAGGACAGGAAGGAGUGACGUGGUUUAGGCUUUCUCGCCACUCAGUUCUUUAUGCACUGAAGGCUCCGAAAUGAUUACUUAUGCAUUCAGAUAGAAUUUGAUGACCAUAAUUUAGUCUAAGAUAUUAUAUGAGAACUACAGCCCACCACGUUGUUAAAUUAUGGUCUGUCUGGAUGAAAGCCAGAGGAUGGAGGAAACGGCUUUAAAGAACAUCCAGUUUUGUCACAGGGCUGCUGUGACAAGAAAACCUUUCAACUCCUAUUUAGAUCAAAUUGACGUGAGGGAAGGAUUUUAUGGUCUUUUAUGGUUUCAUAAAGUUUCAUAAUCUCUCUGCACACAAAACCUUUUCACUCUGGAGUUUUAAACACACCGCUGUUAAUUUGAAACAGAAGUCCAUUUGUUUUCAUAAAGAUACUUUACAAAGCUUUUCAUUGUGCAGUAAUAGGAUGAUAAAUGUGGAGUCCUCAAAGUUCAAAUCACCUGAAAAACGAAGAAGAAUGACCUGUAUUUGUUUAUGGACUACUGAGUGAACCUUUAUUCCAGUGAUGUUUUAUUUCAUUUUAUCUGAAAAGUGGGCUAUGGGCAGGGAGAAUCAGCACUCAAUCAGCACUUCAGUUGAAAAAGGUGUUCUUGUUGAUGUUACAAAUGUACAGCACUAUAAAAUGAGAGCAGCAUUAAAACUUUUGUACAAUAAUAUCUAUGCCAAGCUAGAUGGUUGUGUUCUUUAAGUGCAGUAUUUAUUUAAAGACUUGACUUGACCCAACUACUUGACUACUUUGUAUCUUGGCUAUGAGUGUGUGUCGGUGUCAGUAGCCAAAGAAAGAAUAAAAGGAAAACUGCCUA